Molecule: messenger RNA, 738 nt
Organism: Symsagittifera roscoffensis
Lineage: Eukaryota; Metazoa; Xenacoelomorpha; Acoela; Convolutidae
Product: profilin-4-like
Exons: 4
Coding region: 148-618 (156 amino acids)
Molecular function (GO): actin binding
Source: RefSeq, a predicted model, not a curated record
UCUUAUAUCUAAGUUGGUAUCACAAAUACGUUGCUUAACAGUGUCAUUUAUCAAACGUAAAUUAUACAUUCUCAAGCUAACAUUCAUCAGAAAUCUAUUGAAUUCAAUCCGAUGCUGAUUUUUUUUUCAGUUUGUUAAAUUUGAGUUAUGGAGGACUUAAAAACGAUCACAGACUUUAUCCCGUUUGCCAUCAAACCACUUCACUUACAGGCCAUUGACAGAAUGAUGCGGAUUCCACACGUGGAAGACUGUGCGCUUCUGGAUUCGAAAAGUGGCGAGAUUGUUUCAGCAAACAAAGCUCUCGCGUUGCGGCUCUCAAAUUCUGAUGCAAAACAAUUAGUGGAUAUCUUUGCAGACCCCAACACUACAAGAGCUAGAGGCACUGUCCAGUUCCUGCAUCGCGAGUACGAAGUCAUCAGAGCCGACUCCUACUCUCUAUACUGCCAAACUGAAGCGAGUCACGGAUUGAUAGCUGUGAACGGUGAAAAAUACGUGACAGUGGUUUCAUAUAACUCCUCCAUGAUCGCCAGUAUUUCAGUCGAGGCUGCAGAACGAAUGGGUGAAUAUUUCGAAAAUGGAGGAGACGAAUUCAUGCCCGGAAAAAUAGACUCCUUGUGAACUCUAAAUUAAAUUUCAAAUCUACAUAGAGCUGAUGAAUAUAUGUACAAUUGAACAAUAUUUACAGUUUCUAUUAUUGAUGACAGCUUUCUUGUUUGCCUUGAAUAUUUUUAUCUUCUU